AUGCCGGGUCCCACAAACACGCUCCUCAUUGAGGGGUCGUUCUUCGAGCUCGCCGGCGAACUUGCCCAAUUUCUCGAUGGCGUCUUGAAGCCCGAAGAAGGCAGUGGGGUACAAGUCGAGGUCAAGUCUGUCCUUGAACAGAUCCAGCAAAUCGAGCAAGCAGAGGAUCCUCAGUCAGUCGACCAGGCCAAGCUGGAAGAGUUGAAGAAUGAUGCUCUGAAGAAGAUCGUCACAAGGGCCUCUGCGCUCAAUAAUGCUCCAGAGAAAGAAUUCACUGCCGCCUACAACCUCCUCAUAAGCCUAUGCGCGCAGUCAUCAAUGCGGGAUCAGCUCCUCGCGAGAAUGUGCCAGUACCUCGAACAGCCCAUCACAUCCUCAACGAGCCACGCCGGUGCACUUGCAAUUGCGACUCUCACCACUAUCUUCAACGUUCUCCCGCCCGACAGCGAGUCGCGCUACCACGUGUUCCUAGCCAUUGUCAAAGUCAUCCGUGCAAGAUCUUCACAACAAGCUUUUGACGCUCUCGUUCCCCAGCUCGAAUCCAACAUCAACGAUUGGACAUCUGCAUGGCAACUCGAUGACGAAGACGUCCGAAAUCUGUACACAGCGGUUGCUGACGUCGCAUCAGCAUCUGGCGACUCAGAUCUCUCUUACAAGUACAACCUCCGCGCUCUGGAAACUGUGCCACCUUCCUCCGCUUCCGAGACCGAAGCCCACGACCUGGCGAAGAAAGUUCUCACCCAAGCCCUCGCGAACCCUUCCGUUACCGACUUUACCCCCCUCACUGCCUCCGACGCCAUCCAGGCAUUGCGAAAGACCGAUUCUGCGCUUUUCGAUUUGCUCGAAGUCUUUUCCUCCGAUGACUAUUCGGCUUUCGUCGACUUCCUCGAGACCAAUGAGCUCUCUUCGCUGGGCUUUCCCGAGUCGGCAGGUGGGAUCCUCAGCAAGAAGAUCCGCCUUCUCACACUCGCCUCUAUCGCCGCAUCAACACCCACACGGUCCGUUCCAUACUCGACAAUAUCUUCUGCCCUGCAAAUACCUGCGGAAGAUGUUGAGAUGUGGGUCAUCGAUACCAUUAGAGCCGGUUUGGUAGAAGGCAAGCUUUCUCAGCUCCGUCAGGAGUUCUCAGUGCAGCGUGCGACUUACAGAGUGUUCGGUGAGAAGCAGUGGGCGGAGAUCCAGGGACGCCUCAUGGUGUGGCGAAGAAGUUUGGAGAGCGUGCUGCAGGUGGUGAGGAGUGAGCGGGAGCGUUUCCUCAGGGAAGGGCCGGGCAACUACGAGGAGCAAGGCGGUCAGCGAAACGGGUGGCAGAAUGAAGGUGGACAGAGACGGCAGGGUGGUCGGCGGAAUCAGCGCGACGGCCAGCAGAGAGACCAGCAGCCCAGAGAAGUUGACGUGGGCGGUGAAUAG
Messenger RNA from Cyphellophora europaea CBS 101466, 1410 nucleotides. RefSeq lists its product as uncharacterized. The coding region runs from base 1 to 1410 and encodes 469 amino acids. Gene Ontology annotation, cellular component: eukaryotic translation initiation factor 3 complex; cytoplasm. Gene Ontology annotation, molecular function: translation initiation factor activity. Lineage: Eukaryota; Fungi; Ascomycota; Eurotiomycetes; Chaetothyriales; Cyphellophoraceae. The transcript has 2 exons. Gene Ontology annotation, biological process: cytoplasmic translational initiation. The record is from RefSeq and is a predicted model, not a curated record.